UUCACUCUCGCUAUUACACGUUUUCUCCCUCUCACUUUCCUGCUAGCGUUCAUCCCCUUUGUCGAAUAAUCAACCAACCCGUUUAAACACUACAAACAAAGGAAGCAUUACACAAGUGGUGUGGUCCAGUAUUCAAACCCCGAUUACCACUACCAAAAAACAGGGAACCAGAUCGUGCGGGGAAAUGAAAGUCAGAUAGACAUGUUUUCGCGGCUGGAACGUGUAAAGUACAAUAAAAAUAUAUCCCCGCUUUCCACGGGGAACAAAUGUGUAGCCAGGCGCCAUCAAAUCGGGUCGCGAAAUGGUGCCCUUCUCUUCGUAUUCCUCUACCUACCUUACACUUCUUAUUUUAUUCUGCAGUAAAUUCGUGCUCCCAUUCUAGCUACCGUCGAAGUCGAAGUUUGCUUUGAUAUAAGGGACGGUGCUGCCGAUUUUCGAUGUGCGUGUUCGUUACCAUUGAAAGGUCCAUUCUUCUACCCUUGCUCACUUGCUCCACGGACAGUGUUGAACACAUCAUUUCGCCUACUGUAGACGCACUUACACAAAUGUAAUAAAGUACGAUAAUUCUUCCCCUGCCUAACCUGCUCCACGUUAUGUGUGUGCAACUCAAAAAAGCUUGUUUUUGCAAUUUGCUAAUUUCUUCCCUGUGUGUGCGAUUCUUGCCUUUGCUCCCGUUUCUAUUCCUGGUGUCUUCUUCAUGAUGGUGGUCUUACUGUUUGCCGAAAUAUUUCAUCUAAAACAUACUACUCCAACACACACACACAGUGUGUGUGUAUGCGUGAGGGAGAGUUUUGCUUUAUUUCCGUUAUCGCUCGAUUAACACCAACCCCAGGGUGGGUUUGGGGUGUGCAUUUCAAAUGUUGGUCAAAUGCAGUUUGCCAGCGUUUAUCGCAAUGUGUCAAUUCGAGUUUUGGGGCUGCGCGCUGAUUAGAAAGAGGAUUACAGCUGCGCAAAGUCAGCCCGAGGACACAGGGGAAUGAUAAAAAACGCAAAAAAUAGCUGCAUGAGUCAUUCAAUUUGGGGAGUCGUCUAAACGUAAGACGCAUAAUUGAUCAACAAUUCAUUUCCUCAAUUAUGUGUAGUCGAAAACAAAGCAAAAGAGUACUGUUCGAAUAAGUGUAGUGAAAACAAAUAAUGCAACAAUGUGCUACAAGUAGUAUGUCGUUCUUAUUCUAAGUGGAAAUGCUUUUCAGCAGUGAAAAAUCCAUCAAAAUGUCCUAGUCGUGGUUUUAGCUGCUCCUGCGGGAAGUAAGAAGUGUACAAAAGCGUUUGACGGUAUCCUAAAAGUGUAUAUAAAGUGUUUGGUUGUGUAAAAGAAAACGAAAAAAAAGGAAAAUUAAACAAAUUAAUAUUAGAAGAAGAAAAAAAACCAACAAACCAGUCAACCUUUGUGAAACAUGCACGAGGAAGCCUCCUCAACGGCUAGUUCGUCUUCACCGAAAACGACUUCGAACAUCGUGUAUGCAAACGGUGGUGGUAUGUUGCUUUCCACCUCACCCACACCCGGUCCGGGAGUGGCUUCCUCCUCGUCGUCAUCGUCCACUUCGUCUGCAUCGUCCUCUACGUCCGUAACGUCCGCGACCAACCUGUACGAUGUAGUGGUACAGCAGGAUUUGCUUCUUCCGAACAGUCAUCACAGUGCGACCUUCCACGGUCAUCAGCACCUGCAACAGCAGCAGCAACAGCAGCAACAGCAACAGCAGCUACACCAUCAACAACAUUCCCAGCAAACGUUACAGCACGUAACGUCCAAUUUGACAACAGUGGCUACCAAAAUCAUCGUCACCGGUACGGCGGGUGGUAUGCAUCAUGCUAUGCAGCAGCAACAGCUCCAUCUGCAGCACGAUCAUCACCAUCAGCCACAGCACCAUGGCCAUCACAACCACAUGCACCAGCACCAUCAACAGACGCAUCAUCAGGUACAUCAUGUACAGACGCAGCAGCAGCAGCAACAACACCAUCAGCCAAGUUCCUCUACGAACGUGAUCGUAACUGGUGCGAAUCACGGUUCAUCCCUGCUCGUGCAGGCUAGUUCGAGCGGUGUUUCAGACCUGCUGCUCGGUCAAGACCCCAUCACCACCACGUCGACGACAGCGGCCACGGCAGCCACACUGCUUGCACUUACACCCGACGACGUGGUGGAGUCGGUAAUUGAUGGUCGCGUUGUAACAGCCACUGAGGAGGAUACGCUUCUCAGCACUCUUGCCGGGGCUGCUACCUCCUGCACGGCCGACGGUGUGGUAGAUGAGGUGGAAGAUCAUGUCGUCACGAUGGUUACUGCCGAUGGUACGCUGCUCGGCUGUGGCGAUCCGCUGCAGACGACGCAUCCACACCAUCAGCAGCAGCCCAGCUCUUCGUCCAGUAUUACGAUCGUUUCGGAGGAGUCCAUACUACCGCUGGCCGUGGCCCCGGCAUCCUGCGUGCUGGCGGUAGCGACACGAUCACCAGCUUCGUCCACGUCUUGCUCCUCCACUUCGGCACCAGCGUCAUCGUCAUCGUCCUCGUCCGGUGCGUCAACGGUUCCUCUAUCCUCGUGCUCGAUCGGUAGUUCCUCCAACACCACCACGACGGCCGUUGCGGUUGCGUCCGUCGGGAGUAGCGGAGGGCAUACCGGAUCAAGCUCCGGUGCCGGCGUCGUUAUAUCCGCCAUGUCGGUAAAUAACGACGCGGCGCACCUAACCGAGGCGAUCGAGAUCAAGAUCCCGGAGGAGGACGGUGGAAGUUAUGCCGAGGAUUCAGACGGCGGCGGUGUUGGUGGCGGUGGAGCCGGCGGUCCCUACCAUCAUGGGGGCGGAAGCGAUGGAAGCGGCGGCGGCGGCGGUGGCGGCGGCGGCAGCAACAGCAAUGGCAGCGGUGGCGGCGGUCAGACGGCCGGCGGCCAAACGGCGGGCGGCACAUCCUCGGCAGCGGCGGCAGCAGCGGCAGCCUAUCUGGCGAUACCGGCCUCAGGUACUAGCGGUGGUAGUUGUAGUAGUGGCGGGGGCGCGUCCGGCGGCAGCCUCAUUGAGCACCAAACCGCACUCAAUAGUCUGAGCGUCGUGUCCGCCAUCCAAUGCGAUCAAACUGAUUUGAAAUAUUUCAUUGAAGAGCUGUGCCCGGUGUGCGGCGACAAGGUAUCCGGCUACCACUACGGGCUGCUAACGUGCGAAUCGUGCAAGGGCUUCUUCAAGCGCACCGUCCAGAACAAGAAGGUCUACACGUGCGUCGCCGAGCGCCAGUGCCACAUCGACAAGACGCAGCGGAAGCGCUGCCCGUACUGCCGCUUCCAGAAGUGUCUCGAGGUUGGCAUGAAGCUGGAAGCUGUGCGAGCCGAUAGGAUGCGCGGUGGACGAAACAAAUUUGGACCCAUGUACAAACGGGAUCGGGCGCGAAAGCUGCAGAUCAUGCGUCAACGACAGCUCGCCCUCCAGGCCCUGAGGGGUUCGAUCGGUGGUGGUGUCGGUAUUGGUACGCUCGGUUCGGACGGUGUAUCGCCACAGUUGCAGGGUCUAGACUAUCACCAACCGUACUCGAGCAUGCACAUCAAACAGGAAAUUCAGAUACCACAGGUCUCAUCCUUAACGUCAUCGCCAGAUAGUUCGCCCAGCCCGAUUGCGAUCGCCCUUGGACAGGUUAAUCCGCAGACGACGAUAUCGCUCAGUAGCAGCGGAGUCGGCGGCAAUGGUGGUGGUGGUGGCGGUGGUGGCGGCGGUGGAGGUGGUGGAGGAGGCGGUGGUGGUAAUAAUGGAUCCGGUGCCGGCACCGGCAGUUCCAACUCCAGCGCUACCAGCAUCCAGAAUCCGCUGUCCGACUCAAAGCUGUGGAUGAGCGCCAACUCGACGACCGCCUCGCCCCAUUCGCUCAGUCCGAAGGCGUUCAGCUUCGACUCGAAUCCCACCAGCACGGCCGACUCCGGCAAUCCGGCCGACACCCUAAGGGUAUCGCCGAUGAUCCGCGAGUUCGUCCAGUCGAUCGACGAUCGCGAAUGGCAGACGUCGCUGUUCUCGCUGCUCCAGAGCCAGUCCUACAAUCAGUGCGAGGUCGAUCUGUUCGAGCUUAUGUGUAAAGUGUUGGACCAAAAUCUGUUCUCCCAGGUCGAUUGGGCGCGAAAUACGAUAUUCUUCAAGGAUUUGAAGGUGGACGAUCAGAUGAAGCUGCUCCAGAACAGCUGGUCGGAUAUGCUGGUGCUCGAUCACAUACAUCAGCGCCUGCACAAUGGGCUACCGGACGAAACCACCCUGCACAAUGGGCAGAAGUUUGAUCUCUUAGGUUUAGGGCUGUUGGGCGUACCGAGCCUCGCCGAGCACUUUAACGAGCUGCAGAACAAGCUGCAGGAGCUCAAGUUCGAUGUCGGUGAUUAUAUCUGCAUGAAAUUCUUGCUGCUGCUAAAUCCCGAUGUCCGGGGGAUCACCAACCGAAAGACGGUCGUCGAGGGUUACGAGAAUGUGCAGGCGGCCCUGCUGGAUUAUACGCUUACCUGCUAUCCGUCGGUGCCUGAUAAGUUCAGUAAGUUGCUCAGUAUUAUUCCGGAGAUCCACGGAAUGGCAGCUCGGGGUGAGGAGCAUCUGUACAUCAAACACUGUGCCGGCAGUGCGCCCUCACAGACGCUGCUAAUGGAGAUGCUGCAUGCCAAGCGAAAAUGAAGCUGGCCGAUCGACCCUACUCCAUCCACAGCAACUGGUGUACUACUGGUGCAGCGCAAUCCGGUGGUCAGCAGUCAACUCAUGAGUGCGAUUGCCGAGGAAUAAGCACCUGCGCGAGGAGAACGCUCAUUCGACGCACCGGAGCUGAGGACUGCGCCAUUGCGCAGUGUCGUCUAAUGUAGUGAGGAGAUGUAUAUUUUCGUUAUUUUGUACAUUUCCAACCCACCACUAUUGUUUCGCUGUUUCGCAGCCCACAUACACACACGCGCCCGAAUCCCGCACACACACACACUCAUACACGUCCACAAUCAUGUCCCGGGGAACGGAGGAGGUUCGCUUCGGUGUUGCGAUUAUUUAACAGUUUUACUAUCUCUCCCGCUCACGCUUUUCGCAUCGAACCGGCGGAAUGAAUCGUGGUUUUUUUGUUUUUACUUCCUCCCUUCUCGGUGUAUACUUAAGAUCGUUUUUCGCUCGUUAGACUUAAGCCGAUCAGAACGCCCGCGCAAACGUGUGUACCGGACGCCGCACAGGUGUCACGCAAGCAUCCUUUUUGAUCGUUUUUCGAUUUUGUUUUUAGAUUCUUAUCCCCGUUUUAUCCCCUCUUUCGUGUGUAAUUAGAGUUAGAGCGUGUCCGCUUUAAGUCACCUAUUUGCAAGCAAAACAAAAACGGGCAAAAAAUCACGAAUCGUCGCGACAGAUGUAAUUGUAUAUUUCUUUACGUUUUUCUUUUUUAAGUAAUUGUGGUAUUAGGGGUUAGUAGUGUGUAGCUAUCUAGCGGUAGGGAAUGAAAAACCUACGAUUCAGGACCGUGCAUGUGCGUGUGUUUGUGUGUGUGUGUGUGUGGGUGUACGCAAUCGGGAAUGGGCGGGAACGAGAAGCGAAAAUAGAAGUAAGCAAAGAAUGAGCACGGAGUGUAACCAGAUACCUUUGACGAAAACGAUAAGAAAAACAAACGCUACUAGGUGAUUAACAAAUUCUACAAAAAAAAGGUGAUUUAAGUAAAUCAGAUGAUAGGGAAUAUGGAAGCAGUGGAGAGAAUCGUGUAAGAAUUGUGCAAUGUUAAGCAAGUCCUUUCAAAGAAACGAAACCGCCUAAAACAACACAAAACACACACACAGCACAGCACAGCACACAAACACACAUACUUAGCAAAACAUGUCGUUACCAUUUGCAUCUCAGAGGACGUACCAGAAAAAUGUUUUACACUAUUUAUUGUUUUGCGCUGCCAGAAAGCAACACACGGUGGUCUCGGUUGGAUGGAUGAGGAUGAGCAAACGAAACUUUGCGGGGAGUGCAGUGUAGAUGCGAUUAAAUUUUGCGUUACUCCGUACCAUUUUCCACAUAAAGUAGCCAUAAAAAGGGUACCACACAAGCAACAGAAACACUAAACUCACCAAAUAGAGCAAGAAAAUAACUGGUUUAAGGGUUGCAGUAUCCGAUCAGUACUCACCGUAGGAUGUGUUCGCUUAACAUCGCUUAUAUGAGUGGUACUUUUUUAACGUUUAAAGUCAACUACUAACGAGAUAGAAGCAAAAGGAUAUAUUGCGGAAGGUUUGCCAUUUGGACGCUAAAUUACAAUCACUACUCGAAAGGGACACAAAUUCGUAGACGAGAUAAAGGAAAAGAAGAACUCUCCCAUCUCACCCACACAUCGGGGUGAACGUGUGCGCGCGCGUGUGUGUACCGUGUGCAGUAUCCUUUGUGUGCAUAAGUGCACAUGGAAAUACUACC
Anopheles funestus (African malaria mosquito) is the source of this 6353-nucleotide messenger RNA. RefSeq names its product nuclear hormone receptor FTZ-F1 (gene ftz-f1). The transcript has 10 exons. Gene Ontology annotation, molecular function: nuclear receptor activity; zinc ion binding; RNA polymerase II cis-regulatory region sequence-specific DNA binding. The coding region runs from base 1398 to 4622 and encodes 1074 amino acids. The record is from RefSeq and is a predicted model, not a curated record. NCBI's taxonomy places the organism in Eukaryota, Metazoa, Arthropoda, Insecta, Diptera, Culicidae. Gene Ontology annotation, cellular component: RNA polymerase II transcription regulator complex. Gene Ontology annotation, biological process: tissue development; hormone-mediated signaling pathway; regulation of transcription by RNA polymerase II.